Molecule: messenger RNA, 832 nt
Organism: Pseudomyrmex gracilis
Lineage: Eukaryota; Metazoa; Arthropoda; Insecta; Hymenoptera; Formicidae
Product: leucine-rich repeat extensin-like protein 1
Exons: 3
Coding region: 1-597 (198 amino acids)
Source: RefSeq, a predicted model, not a curated record
AUGAUAAGCACGAUUUUUGUGAUCGCCUGCUCGUCGAUCGCGCUGGUGCUGGCGAAACCGGCGCCGGAACCGCCGGUGAGCUCGUACUUUCCGCCCUCCGGUGGUGGCGGCGGCGGCGGCGGCGGUGGUGGCGGCGUGUCCAACAGCUACGGGCCGCCCGCCGAUCGCUACGGACCGCCGCAGCAAAAUCCCGUGAUCCACAAACACGUGUACGUGCAUGUGCCGCCUCCGGAAGCGCCUGAGUACAAAGCGCCUAAACAGGUUCCGUUGCCGCAGCCGCCGCAGAAGCACUACAAGAUCGUGUUUAUUAAAGCGCCGACACCGCCGACGCCGACCGCGCCUCAGCUGCCGCCGCUACCGCAACCGGACGAGGAGAAGACGCUCAUCUACGUGCUGGUUAAGAAGCCGGAAGAGGCGCCCGACGUUGUACUACCGACGCAAGCGCCGACGCAGCCAAGCAAGCCGGAAGUCUACUUCAUCCGCUACAAGACUCAGAAGGAGCAAGGUGGCGGCGAGUACGGCCCACCUGGGCAACAGCCGGGACAACCCAUCGACAGUUACGGAGCACCGCAUCCGGGCCCCAGCGGGCCGUACUAGAUCUCUCGUCGGACGAAGAAGCACGCACACACAAAUCGGUCCGCCGAUCUUCCAUAAAAAAAAAAAAAAAAAAAAAAACACACGGCGUCUUGGACAGUCACUCUCACGGAGACUGGUUUUUUUUCUUCUCGAUCGCGUUUCGCGCAAAAUAACCGUGACGCGAACGUCAUCGGUCUCCCGGACAAGUGGAUCUUAAUCAUUCGUAGGAGGGAUGUAUAUAUUUGCCUGUAUCUUC